UCUGAUUACCAAAUGUAUGGCCAAACCUGUCUUGUGAAAUGAAACAAACCGACCAUCUGGCUGUCUCCACCCCUGGACUGGGGGCGGGUAUCUGCAGGCAGCUCUAUGUAUUAGUUACGAGCACCCAUUACCAAUCCUGAACUUGGUCUGAUGACACAGCCAGCCUGUGUCAACCGAGCCGGAAUAGAUUCCUACGCUAGUGUACAGCUGCACUGGGGUCAGACAGAUUUCCUGUUCAGAUUACAACACAGCAGUGUCGAUGCAAGAAAGUAUGUCUUGAGAAAUGUGUUGUACUCCAAAUGGUCCCAUUAUCCCAACUGUUUCACUGAGAAGAUCGAACAACCUCGUUUUUUCGCCGUUUUUCAGUCUUCUCAUCCUUGUAAUUGAGUUUUGACUUCACGUCCAUCUGCUUUGGUUUCACACCGGAAGGUGUUUUAUCGUUUGGUUCGUUAGUGAUCGGGGGCACCGGGAUGGCGUUUUUGGAGAAGCAGUCCCCGGGAAGGGUACUAUUGGAUGAUACGGUGGCCCUUACAGCACUGAUCGAGGCCAGCCAAAAUCUACAAUCUCACACGGAAUACAUCAUUCGAGUACAAAGGGGUGUGUGUACAGAAAACAGUUGGCAGGUCAUAAAGCGAUACAGCGACUUUGAUAUGCUGAAUAGCAGUUUGUUGGUCUCUGGCGUCAGCCUGCCUCUACCACCUAAGAAGUUGCUAGGUAACAUGGACAGGGAGUUCAUAGCAGAGAGACAGAGAGGACUACAGGUCUACUUAGACUUUAUUACUCAGCAUCACAUCCUAGCCACCUGCCAACUGGUCAAGAAGUUCCUCGACACCAACAACUACUCUGCCAACUACACAGAAAUCGCCUUACAGCAGGUAUCCAUGUUCUUCAGGUCGGAUCCUAAGUGGGAAGUGGUGGAGCCUCUGAAAGACAUUGGGUGGAGGAUACGGAAGAAAUAUUUCUUAAUCAAAAACAAAGAACAACCCAAAGAACGCCAAGUGUUGAGUUGGGUUGACUUGGGUCCAGAUAAAUUCCUGUCAGACAAAGACCUUCAGUCGACCAUGAAGCUCCUACCCAGCCUCACUAAUCCGUACAUCUACCCGGUGACGUUUGCCAACACCAGUGAGUUGUCUGCUCUGGUCAUCAGGAUGUUUAAUGAAAAAGGCACUCUGAGGGAUCUCAUAUGUAAGGUGAAGCCUAAAGAGGCCUUUAUGAGGAAGUACUGCAGCCCCAAGAAGAUCCAGGGACUGGAGCUGCAGCAGAUCAGGACGUACGGACGACAGAUUCUGGAGGUUCUGAGGUUCCUCCAUGACAAAGGUUUUCCGUACGGUCACCUCCAUGCCUCUAACAUAGUGAUAGAAGACAACACGUGUAAAGUACUGGACAUAGAGAACAGCCUCCUGGGCCUGCCCUCGUACUACCGGCCCUACAUCACACAGUUCAGGAAAAUCAACACGACAGAGAGUAUAGACGUAUACUCGUUUGGACACUUACUGUAUGAAAUGACGUACGGAAGACCUCCUGAUGCUGUGCCUGUCGACCAGUACCCUGCUGUGACUUACACCUCAGUGGUGUCUGUGCUGCAGUCCAUCCUGUCCACAGAUGCCUGUAAGACUGGGAUGCCCACUGUUGCACAACUGCUGCAGACACCGCUGUUCAGCGAUGUGCUGCUGUUUCACUCAGAGAAACUCCAGUUCAAGAUCCCCACCAAAUUAAGAGACUCCUUGAAAACCGCCAAAGAGUGCAUGGAAAAGCGACUUCAAGAAGAGCAGAAAACGAACCAGCAGCACAGGAGGCUGACCAGAGCUCAGUCCCACCACGGCUCAGAGGAGGAGAAGAGGAGGAGGAAGAUACUGGCUAGAAAGAAGUCCAGACAGUCGGCCUAUGAGAACGAGGAGGAUCUCUCUGUGAAGGACAACAACAACUCUGGUUCAGGAGCCAGCUCCCCACCGACCUCUCCCUCCUCCCCCACCCCUCCUCACACUACAGUUGCACCACCUCCUCCUCCUCCUCCUCUACCUCCUCCAAGUGAUAACCCUGGCCAGUCCCACGCCCCUCCGCAUCCUCCUCUCCCUGGGCCAGGUCCUCCUCCUGCCAACGGUGUGGGGCGUGGUGCCCUCCUCAGCUCCAUCACGUCAUUCAGUAUAGGCAAACUGAAGAAAGCAGUGACCAUCGACCGCAGCAUCCAACACUCUGAAGAGGACCGCUCUUCCUUCUCGUCCUGACCCUGUCGUCCCAGUCACCCCUGAAGGUUACCUGUCGUCCUGACCCUGUGGUCCCAGUCACCCCUAAAGGUUACCUGUCGUCCUGACCCUGUGGCCCCAGUCACCCCUAAAGGUUACCUGUCGUCCUGACCCUGUGGCCCCAGUCACCCCUAAAGGUUACCUGUCGUCCUGACCCUGUGGCCCCAUUCACCCCUAAAGGUUACCUGUCGUCCUGACCCUGUGGCCCCAGUCACCCCUAAAGGUUACCUGUCGUCCUGACCCUGUGGCCCCAGUCACCCCUAAAGGUUACCUGUCGUCCUGACCCUGUGGCCCCAGUCACCCCUAAAGGUUACCUGUCGUCCUGACCCUGUGGCCCCAGUCACCCCUAAAGGUUACCUGUCGUCCUGCUCAAUCAUAUUUUUGCUCUUUGUUUUUUUUUGCUUCUAAAUUUAGUUCCCGUCCGAUGAGUUGACCCCCAGCCCCGCCCCUUAAGGUUUGAGGUAGGGGACGGGGCAUCAACUCCUUUCCAAUAUGGCCGCCUCGUUGGUUCUCCCUUUAGCACAAAAAGGACUGGUCAGUGGACUGUACAGGUGGCUUAAAGAUGAGGUGGCAUCAGCCUGGUGUCUAUCUGGAAGACUGCAGUGACUUGAAUGAAACGUACAAGCAACUGUGAGGGAAGUGAUUCAGAAAGCAAACACAUGAACCACAGGUGUUUUAGAGGGACUGGGACUCUGACCUGACAUCCAACAGCCAUGUCAUCACAGUGAGACGACUAUGAAAGAACUGUCUGUGUCACCACAGUGAGACGACUAUGAAAGAACUGUCUGUGUCAUCACAGUGAGACGACUAUGAAAGAACUGUCUGUGUCAUCACAGUGAGACGACUAUGAAAGAACUGUCUGUGUCAUCACAGUGAGACGACUAUAAAAGAACUGUCUGUGUCAUCACUGUGAGACGACUAUGAAAGAACUGUCUGUCAUCACAGUGAGACGACUAUGAAAGAACUGUCUGUCAUCACUGUGAGACGACUAUGACAGAACUGUCUGUCAUCACUGUGAGACGACUAUGAAAGAACUGUCUGUCAUCACUGUGAGACGACUAUGAAAGAACUGUCUGUCAUCACAGUGAGACGACUAUGAAAGAAUUGUCUGUCAUCACAGUGAGACGACUAUGAAAGAACUGUCUGUGUCAUCACAGUGAGACGACUAUGAAAGAACUGUCUGUGUCAUCACAGUGAGACGACUAUGAAAGAACUGUCUGUGUCAUCACAGUGAGACGACUAUGAAAGAACUGUCUGUGUCAUCACAGUGAGACGACUAUGAAAGAACUGUCUGUGUCAUCACAGUGAGACGACUAUGAAAGAACUGUCUGUGUCAUCACAGUGAGACGACUAUGAAAGAACUGUCUGUGUCAUCACAGUGAGACGACUAUGAAAGAACUGUCUGUGUCAUCACAGUGAGACGACUAUGAAAGAACCGUCUGUGUCAUCACAGUGAGACGACUAUGAAAGAACCGUCUGUGUCAUCACAGUGAGACGACUAUGAAAGAACUGUCUGUGUCAUCACUGUGAGACGACUAUGAAAGAACUGUCUGUGUCAUCACAGUGAGACGACUAUGAAAGAACUGUCUGUGUCAUCACAGUGAGACGACUAUGAAAGGACUGUCCGUCUGUUAUGUUUAUUGUAUCUAUUUUUUUUUUUAGCUUUUUGUUUUCUUCGAAUGAAUGGAAGGAGAUGUGAUGCUGUUGGACUGUCUGUGUUGCUUAUAUCUAUGUGCCACAUUCAUCUCUGUGCCUUGUGUCCCAAAUGGCAUCCCAUUUCCUAUAUAGUGCACUACUACUACAGACUAGUAGUAGUCUGCUAUAUAGGGGAUAGGGUGCCAUUUUCAAAUGCACAGAUAGAUACAAAAAAAUCUAUGGACGCUGCAAGGAUUAAAACCUUAGUUUACCCAUGGCCGUUUGUUUAGUAAACGAGAACCACCAGAAGUCUGUCAUCAUUCAGUAUGCAAAAUAAUGAACCCAAAUGAUGACAUGCUGUACUUACUGGUAUUAAUCGGUAACAAAUUAAGAUUCAAAUACCUUUUUUUUUUUUAAAGAUUGUUUUUCUUUUUCCUCUCCAAAAUAUCAGUGUAAAGAUGUUGAAGGAUCAACUAUUUCUCUGCUGCACUUGACCGA
This is a messenger RNA of Oncorhynchus keta (chum salmon), 4376 nucleotides long. It is a transcript of the gene pxk, whose product is annotated as PX domain containing serine/threonine kinase. The record is from RefSeq and is a predicted model, not a curated record. Gene Ontology annotation, biological process: early endosome to late endosome transport; protein phosphorylation; endosome to lysosome transport. Lineage: Eukaryota; Metazoa; Chordata; Actinopteri; Salmoniformes; Salmonidae. The transcript has 19 exons. Gene Ontology annotation, molecular function: phosphatidylinositol binding; protein kinase activity; actin binding. The coding region runs from base 471 to 2225 and encodes 584 amino acids. Gene Ontology annotation, cellular component: early endosome; extrinsic component of endosome membrane; late endosome.